AUCCCCACUGCAAGUUGACCUCCUAUUCUCCACACCAGUAGCAUUCCUACCAGACCGUCAACAUGGCGCUUGCUACGAAGACGCAAUCGCACAACAUCUUUGCGAAGUUGAAGGCAAAGCCCGCGAAUAAAAUAUGCUUCGACUGCGGCGCAAAGAACCCAACAUGGAGCUCUGUACCCUUCGGUAUCUACCUCUGUCUCGACUGCUCCUCGAAUCACCGUAACAUGGGUGUCCACAUCUCCUUCGUCCGCUCAACGAACCUCGACAUCUGGCAAUGGGAUCAGCUACGAAUCAUGAAGGUCGGUGGCAACGAGAGUGCGACCAAGUACUUCCAGUCGCACGGUGGCUCUGCUGCGCUCGCCAGCAAGGACCCCAAGGCCAAAUACACAAGCAAUGCGGCAACAAAGUACAAGGAUGAGCUGCAAAGGCGAUGCACUGCGGACGCCAAGCUAUACCCUGAAGAGGUUGUAAUUACAGAUGCCCCAGACGUUGCUGGUGGCAGCGAAAGCAACACGCCCGCCGGCGAGGAUGAUGACUUCUUCUCUUCAUGGGACAAGCCCACCAUCAAGCGACCCUCCAACCCUCCCUCGCGAACUGGUACACCGCGUGCUCAGUCACCAUUCCUUAAGCCAGGCGCCGCUGGCAACGGAGCAGACCGCCCCAAAUCGCCACUCGUAUCGGCCGAAACCACUACACCUGCCGUCGUAAAGCCCACGGUACGAAAGACCACCGCGGGCGCUGCGCCCAAGAAGAACAUCCUAGGCGCAAAGAAGAAGGGAUUGGGAGCUAAGAAGGUUGUUGCUGCUGACGGCGGCCUGGACUUCGAGGAUGCCGAGCGCAAGGCGAGGGAGGAGGCAGAGCGCGUUGAGAAGCUUGGAUACGACCCAGACGCCGAAGCUGCUGAGACCGACGCUACAACGAUGCCCAAGGCUGCCGAAGCCUCGAACAUCGCAGCACCUACACCAGUCUCCCCCGCCCGCGGAGGAUUCGGUUCGACGGCAAAGCCAGACCGCUGGGAUGCUGACACCGAGAGGUUAGGCAUGGGCGUUGCACGCCUGGGAUUCGGACAAGUCGGUGCUGCUAAGAAGGCAGCACCAGCAAAGAAGAUGGGUGGCUUUGGCAGUGUCAGCAAGCCUGUGGAAGACGACAGCGAGAAGUAUGCGCGCCAGAAGUUCGGCUCGCAGAAGGGUAUCUCCAGUGACGAGUUCUUUGGGCGAAACAACUACGACCCCGCGGCAAGUGCUCAGGCUAAGGAGCGACUAUCAGGCUUCGAAGGCGCAUCAGCCAUCUCAUCGAACGCAUACUUCGGCCGCCCUGAAGACGACAUGCCCGAGGAUGACUACGGUGACCUUGAAAGCGCUGCCAAGGAUUUUGUGCGCAAGUUCGGUAUCACGGCUGGCGACGAUCUCGAGAACCUGUCAAACAUGCUUGGUGAGGGUGCUGGGAAAUUGCAGGGCGCUAUCCGGAACUACUUGAACUCGUAGAAGAGUGAAGGUACAACCGAAAACCGAGUGUCAACGUGUCGAUCGGCCAGGCCAGAAACGACUGAGCUGAGCGAGUACGAUGGAGAGUACUCUACCGGCGUGGGAGUGAAGUGGGACGGGGAGGUAGUCGAUAUCAGCGAGUACAACAUGGAACCUUGGGAGCUUCUUUCCCCAUGAAAUUGGGCUGAUUCCAGGGCUGUGGCCGUAUGGCGAUGUCAGGACAUGCUCAAGGUCUGGUUCUGAUGUUGCUGGAUGUGUCCAUGCGGCAUGAGUGUGGCGUUUCUUUGGGACGACUGCAUCCUUUCUGGCUAUGAUAACUUAAGAGGAUAGACAAAGCAAUGCAAUACGACGAAUGCUAC
Messenger RNA from Macroventuria anomochaeta, 1843 nucleotides. RefSeq names its product putative ARF GTPase activator. Gene Ontology annotation, biological process: COPI coating of Golgi vesicle. Gene Ontology annotation, molecular function: GTPase activator activity. The coding region runs from base 63 to 1484 and encodes 473 amino acids. NCBI's taxonomy places the organism in Eukaryota, Fungi, Ascomycota, Dothideomycetes, Pleosporales, Didymellaceae. The record is from RefSeq and is a predicted model, not a curated record. The transcript has 5 exons.